GUCUUCUUGUGGGAACAUUAGACGUGGUUUUGGAUUCCAGUGCCAGAGUUGCCCCAUACCGUAUUCUGCACCAGACUCAGGACUCUCAAGUGUAUUGGGCAGUGGCGUGUGGAUCAUCUCGUAAAGAGAUCACAAAGCAUUGGGAAUGGCUGGAGAAUAACUUACUGCAGACUCUAUCCAUCUUUGAUAACGAAGAGGAUAUCACCACCUUUGUCAAGGGCAAGAUACAUGGAAUUAUUGCUGAAGAGAACAAGAAUGAGCAGCCCCAGAGCGAAGAGGAUCCAGGUAAAUUCAAAGAGGCUGAACUGAAGAUGCGGAAGCAGUUUGGGAUGCCCGAGGUGGAGAAGUUGGUCAAUUACUAUUCCUGCAGCUAUUGGAAGGGGCGCGUACCCAGGCAGGGGUGGCUGUACCUCACCGUCAAUCACCUCUGUUUCUACUCCUUCCUGCUGGGCAAAGAGGUGACACUGGUGAUCCAGUGGGUGGAUGUAACCCAGCUAGAAAAAAAUGCUACACUGCUGUUCCCUGAGUGCAUUAAAGUAAGCACAAGGGACAGUGAACUUUAUUUUUCCAUGUUUCUCAACAUCAACGAGACAUUCAAGCUGAUGGAGCAGCUGGCUAACAUUGCUAUGCGGCAGCUAUUGGAUAAUGAGAGCUUCCUACAGGACAAGUCCCUCCCAAAGCCCAGGAAGCCUCUUAAGAACAUCUCGGCAUUGAAAAGAGACCUGGAUGCUCGAGCCAAAAAUGAGUGCUACCGUGCCACUUUCCGGUUGCCCAAGGAUGAAUGCCUGGAUGGACAUACAGACUGUACCUUGUGGACACCAUUCAACAAGAUGCAUAUUCCUGGCCAGAUGUUUGUUUCCAACAAUUACAUCUGUUUUGCCAGCAAGGCAGAGGAGGCCUGUCAUCUCAUCAUUCCUCUCAGGGAGGUGACAAUAGUUGAGAAAGCAGAUAGUUCCAGUGUCUUGCCCAGCCCUUUGUCCAUCAGCACUAAAAGCAAAAUGACCUUCUUCUUUGCCAAUCUGAAAGACCGAGAUUUCCUGGUACAGAGAAUCUCUGACUUCUUGCAGAGAACGCCAUCCAAGAAACCAUGCGGCAGCGACAGGGAAUGGAAGUGGAAUUUGGGUGAUCCUGGUUGCGAGGAGGUUCCAGAGUUGCCUUCCAACAGCCCACUUGCAGUCAGCCCCACGUCUGCUCUCAGCAAUCGACCUGUCAACUUCUGUGCGGGGGAAGUGCCAACAGCCUCGCAGGGACUACUGAAACUCUUCAGAAGAAAUUCCGAGGAGCUCUUGGGACCCAAAGGGGCAAAGGAGAAGAUGAAGGAAGAGUCUUGGAACAUCCAUUUCUUUGAAUAUGGGCGAGGGAUGUGUAUGUAUCGCACUGCCAAGACUAGGGAGCUGGUGCAAAAAGGAAUCCCAGAGAAUCUUCGUGGAGAGCUGUGGCUCCUUUUCUCAGGGGCUUGGAAUGAGAUGGUGACUCAUCCUGGUUACUAUGCAGAUCUUGUGGAAAAGUCAAUGGGAAAGUACAAUCUUGCUACAGAGGAAAUUGAGAGAGAUCUCCACCGUUCUAUGCCAGAACAUCCUGCCUUCCAGAAUGAGUUGGGAAUUGCUGCCCUCCGGAGAGUCUUAACAGCUUAUGCAUUCAGAAAUCCAACAAUUGGGUACUGUCAGGCCAUGAACAUUGUUACGUCAGUACUGUUGCUAUACUGCAAUGAGGAAGAGGCUUUCUGGCUCCUAGUGGCUUUAUGUGAGCGGAUGUUGCCAGAUUACUACAACACAAGAGUAGUGGGUGCAUUGGUGGACCAAGGCAUCUUUGAAGAACUUACACGAGAGUAUCUUCCACAGCUGUCAGAAAAGAUGCAGGACUUGGGAGUGAUUUCCACCAUAUCCCUUUCCUGGUUUCUCACUCUUUUUCUCAGUGUCAUGCCCUUUGAGAGUGCCGUGGUCAUUGUUGACUGUUUUUUCUAUGAGGGAAUCAAGUUUAUCUUGCAGGUGUCAUUGGCCAUACUUGAUGCCAACAUGGAUAAGUUGUUACAGUGCUGUGAUGAAGGUGAAGCCAUGACUAUUCUGGGCAGAUAUUUGGACAACGUAGUUAACAGACAGAGCGUCUCUCCCCCUAUUCCCCACUUGCACGCCUUAUUGACGAGUGGAGAUGACCCGCCACUUGAAAUUGACAUCUUUGAACUCAUCAAAACAUCCUAUGAGAAAUUUAGCAAUUUGAAGGCAGAUGACAUUGAACAAAUGCGUUUUAAACAAAGGCUGAAAGUGAUCCAGUCUCUGGAGGAUACAGCCAAGAAGAGUGUGGUCCGAGCUGUGUCUAGUGACAUUGGUUUCUCUAUUGAAGAACUGGAAGAGCUGUAUGUAGUGUUCAAGGCAAAGUAUCUGAUGAGCUGUUACUGGGGAAAUAAUCGUGCUGCAGCUGCCCGCCGAGAUCAGAGUUUGCCCUACCUGGAGCAGUAUCGCAUAGACAUGGAGCAGUUCAAAGAGCUGUUCAUCAGUUUGACCCCCUGGUCCUGUGGCACACAUACGCCUGUGCUAGCGGGGCGUUUGUUCCGGCUUCUGGAUGAGAACAGGGAUUCUCUCAUUAACUUCAAGGAGUUUGUGACAGGGAUGAGUGGGAUGUACCAUGGUGACCUCACUGAAAAACUCAAAGUACUUUACAAACUGCAUCUGCCUCCCGCUCUGAAUCCAGAGGAGACAGAGUCUGCUUUGGAGGCCACAAGUUAUUUCACAGAGGACGUUACAACAGAAGUAUCUCCUUUUGUCUCAGAGCUGGAUUUCUGCCUGCACUGUGAGUCUCAAGAAACCCAAGAAGAUAAAGGAAGGAGAAAUGAGAACGGUCCAGAAAAAGAGGAGAAAGGUACCAGUCCACAGGACUAUAAAUACUACCUAAGAAUGUGGGCCAAGGAAAAAGAGUCCAGGAAAGAAACCAUUAAAGAUCUCCCAAAAAUGAGCCAGGAACAAUUCAUAGAGUUAUGCAAGACCCUUUACAACAUGUUCAGUGAGGACCCAGUGGAGCAAGAGCUGUACCAUGCAAUUGCCACCGUAGCCAGUCUCCUUCUGCGAAUUGGGGAGGUUGGGAAAAAAUUCUCCAACAGGCCCAUAAGGAAGUCUGAGGAUGGCAAAGCAAACAAUACCCAAGAUCCUGUGAGUGAAGAGGAGUCACCAAUAUCUGAACAGAGUCAGAAUUCAGCAGUGGAGCAGCAACCCCUAGCUGACCAUGAGGACAAAACCUGUGGAGAUGCUCUGCCUGAAAAAACACAGCAGGAGAACCAAACUCUAGGAGAUGGGUCAGGGGAAGGACAAGGCUCUCCUUUACAGCUGCUAUCAGAUGAUGAAACCAAAGAUGAUAUGUCGAUGUCUUCCUACUCCAUGGUCAGCACAGGCUCCCUGCAGUGUGAAGACAUUGCAGAUGACACGGUCCUGGUUGGUUGUGAAGGCAGUAGUUCAGCUGCCCGGUAUGGCAGUACCGUUGAUACUGACUGGUCUAUCUCCUUUGAGCAGAUCUUAGCUUCCAUGCUGACGGAAGCAGCCCUUGUAAACUACUUUGAGAAAAAGGUCAACAUUCUGCAAAAGAUCAAAGAUCAGAAGAAGGUAGAGAGGCAGUUCAGUUCAUCCAGUGACUAUGAACUUUCCUCUGUGUCAGGGUGAACUCAAGAAAGCAGGAAUUGUCUUUGGGAGAUAAAACAGGGAGAUAAUGCGGCAGAUGGCAAGAUGGUUUGGUAUUUUGUGUUUGGGGUAUUGUUUUGUUUAAUCAGAGACCAGUAGCUACACAAUUACAAUAGAUUCCAAUCGAUACGGGGCUUCUGACAGUGACUGUUUUGUGUAGGUGCUGCUUUGGCUACUCUGGCUGACAGAAUUAGAUUUACAUUCUCAAGAGCCAUUAGAACCUAAUAGCCCCUGACAUAUGGAAUUACCACCAUAAAUUAUGCAUGUCUGCCUUUUGCUAUCUUUUAUUUUAAUGAAGUUUUAUUUCAGACAGUUACUGCUCCUUGCCUGCCCUUGUUUGCUGUAGGUUCCUGGGUAACUUGCACAGCAGAUGCAGCCUGGCUUGAAACCACGUUCACCUCUGGCUGC
Messenger RNA from Fulmarus glacialis (Northern fulmar), 4073 nucleotides. RefSeq names its product TBC1 domain family, member 9B (with GRAM domain) (gene TBC1D9B). Gene Ontology annotation, molecular function: calcium ion binding. NCBI's taxonomy places the organism in Eukaryota, Metazoa, Chordata, Aves, Procellariiformes, Procellariidae. The annotation marks the transcript as partial. The record is from RefSeq and is a predicted model, not a curated record. The transcript is spliced from 21 exons.